Colletotrichum truncatum is the source of this 2076-nucleotide messenger RNA. RefSeq lists its product as uncharacterized. Gene Ontology annotation, biological process: regulation of DNA-templated transcription. Gene Ontology annotation, molecular function: zinc ion binding; DNA-binding transcription factor activity, RNA polymerase II-specific. The record is from RefSeq and is a predicted model, not a curated record. NCBI's taxonomy places the organism in Eukaryota, Fungi, Ascomycota, Sordariomycetes, Glomerellales, Glomerellaceae.
AUGUCGUCCCACUUCCCAGGCAGUUCCUUUCCACAGGACUCCUCAGAGAAAGCUCACCAGGCUGGACAGUAUGGACAGCAUCGCCUUACCAGUGUCGAUGCGGGACCAUCAUCGGCUUUGCAAGGUUCCGGUAUUGCUAACGGCCUGGCCGAACGGUUAGCAAACCUGGUUGUUUGCUGUCAGCACUGCUUUUAUCCGGUUGCUGUUCCUGAUGGCUAUCAAUUGAUUCCUGAGUCAAACUCGUUUGGCUAUGGAACAACUACCGGCUAUGAGAUUGAGAAGCGGCCCUCGGCAGAUGUCGCCCAGCAGGAUGUUUACGUGCCAACAACUAUCUCGCCAAGCGGGGCCAAUUCUUUCCCUACCGAAGAAAACGGAUUGAUGAGUACCUAUGUGACCAGCUACCAACCUGUGCGAGAGAGUACUAGUCAAGGACUGGCGGCUCCACCCGGUGCGCCUGACAACUUGGUGUACACUCCUGACAUCCCUGAGACACCCUACUACACCAACAUCUCAACUUCUGCUGCUGAGGUAUCUCAUGGCUUAUCCAAUGUCACGAACCAUGCAGUGCCCGCGAGUGACUUGGUACCAGCUCCCUACGACGGGAACAUGAUUGACAUGGCCGUGCCUUCCACCCUGCAACACCAAUCGCUGAUACCCGUUACAACCUCGGGCUUCUCUAUGACCACACCGUAUACCAUGGAGAUAGGUGUCCAGAGUGAGGAUUUGGGCCAGCCAGCAGCAAGCGCCAGACUCGACAUUGUUUACCCUCACCAGCGGCCGCCGGCUUCCAAGCGGGGUCCCUUCAAGGACAUCAAACAGCGACAGGAAACAGCUAACACCAGGAAACUGGGCUCAUGUGUACGGUGCAAAAUGCAAAGAAUACGCUGUGUACCGGACCCAGAGGACCCAACGGGUUGCUGUCUAACAUGCAGCAAGCACAAACAACUACCUCGGCAGCCCUGUGUUCGUGCUAAGCUUACGGAAGUCAAGUGCAUGAAGCCAGGGCAGGUACAUGGUUUUGAAUGGACACUGCGUUGGGGAGACAACGGCCCUGUAGACAACAUUGCGAACUGGGCAUCGUCUGAGGUAAAGACGAUUGAAGUAACGGAGGGCUACACGCGCGGCAUGUCAGUACAGCUUCAUGUGCGGCAAUUCGUCCCUCAGAGAGGAGACAAGCUGGAGCGAUCUUGGGUUACUCUUGAUGGUAUCAAAAAGUCUGUGCCAAUUCCCCCUUACGCCAUUACGGAUCUCGAUGAAGCCCAGUCGGCCUACCAAGAUUACAUUAGGAGAGGCGUUGUCGAAUGCUUUACCUCGGUUAUCGAGGGCGUAAUGGGCGCUCGAGACCAUCUUCUUUAUGCCACUUAUCGCAAAGCCUGGGAGCUAUCUCAAGAUUUGAGGACGUCCGCAGAGGAGCGGGAACUCUUGCUUCACACUUUGGAGUUGUGGUUGGCCGUCCGUUUGACGACAAAGUCGGUAGAGAUCGUAGGAAACGAGACGCUCGGCAUGGAUCACGGUAUUCUGGACAGCAGUAGUCCACAGCACGGGAGUAUACCUCUACCGCCAGUUAUGGGUGCACAGCUGGACUUGGUUCUUAUUCAGCAUAUACAGACAAAACUGCGACGGGAAAUGCUGGAAAGACUACAGAAGAUGACACAGCAAAACAAGCAGAAGACGUGGUUGACCACAUACCUUGUCACAUUCAUAUUGCUGCAUAACAUAGCACUUCUUACGAACCACGAUGCCUCGUAUGCCAGGAAACAUGGGAUGAAGACAAAGUUCGCUCGACAGCAAGAGGUGAAAGAGUACCACUGGGGCGGUACGAUUCUUCUGUCGUACUUCCACUACUGCAACAAGGGAAAUUUGCCGUUUACCGAAGAUUUCAAAGAACAAGAUAUGCGGCAGCUUGCCCAGUUGGACGAACAGGCGAUGCAAUUUAUUCAAUGGACGCGAUCACAGGCCAUGGCGCACAGACACGAAUGGGAGAAGCUACACCACGCCAACGAGUACGAGAAGCCAUACUUUUUCGUUAGCCAGCUGUUCCAGCGUGACUGGAAGCCCCAAGAAUGGGUAUACUAA